Molecule: messenger RNA, 912 nt
Organism: Geodia barretti
Lineage: Eukaryota; Metazoa; Porifera; Demospongiae; Tetractinellida; Geodiidae
Source: the annotation of a GenBank genome assembly
AUGGCUCUGAAAACCGUUAUCUUUGUGGACGGGCAGAACUUCCGGCAUAACCUGCGGGAUUUCCACUUCCGCUCUGACCCGCCGCAUCCCAACAAUCCCGAGUACCGCCUCGAUGAGAAGCAUUUCCGGUGGCAGGAGUUUUUCCAGGAUGCCCUGGCCAAAUUCGAUUACGUCACCGGCUGGCAGCAUCAACUGGCCAGGGUGUAUUGGUACUACGCGGAAAACAUCACACCGUGGUCACCCAACCUGUGGCGGGCACAGCGCAUCGUCGACGACUACGGCAUGCGGAUACCGGAACUGACCACGGACCUGGUCAUCCAGAAAGCGCAGGACUGGUACGAGCAUGAAUUCCGACGGUUCCACCAACUGCGCAAAUCGGUGUUCGAAGAGAUCCAGCAAAACACCAACUUCCUGGAAUUCAGGUACGUUGGGCAAUAUGUGGUGCAACCGUUCCGGCCAUAUCGCCUUGAGUACGACUACGACGGGAACAUAAACUUUCAGGGUACCCAGGUGGGCGAAAAGGGCGUGGACAUUGGGAUCGCAGUAGACAUGAUCUCCAAAAUGGACAGUUUUGACGCAGCUGUUCUGGUGUCCGGCGACAGCGAUUUCUUCCCGGUGGUGAAAUUCCUGAAAGACAACCUCAAGUACGUGUACCACUUCUCAGUCGGUCGCGGGGUGGGCAACGAAACGCAGUAUUUCUCGUCCUCGUUGCGUGGGCUUGUCGACUGUUUCCAGGGUUUUGACGAACUGGAACUCCUGACCAAUUAUGUCAACGAGCAUGCCGGCAUCCCGCCCGCUAUCAUGGACACCAUCAACAUGCGCGCCGCGGAGUUGGAACGCAUUCUCGAUGAAGAAUCGAUGGACUACGACCACCCGCCGGAGCGCGAUGCAGCGGUGAUUCAGCGCCGCUAG